CAAGUGUUGAUUCAAGUCGCACUUUCGUACUUGGUAAAAGACGAAAGAACAAACGAAAUGUCUAUGACUCGUUGAUAUGUUACCAACGUGCACAUCGAUUCGCAAGAAUAAUGAAACGAAGGAUUUAUCUGCGCCGCAAGGCUGCAUGGGAACAAGAUGACCCAGAAGAGACGUUCAAGGUAGACUCUGCCAGUAGUAUAGCCAACGCACCAAUGUUUCAACCACCUCCACCACCGCCACCGCGAGUGAUAACCUACAAAACAUUAAGGGAUAACGGUGUAGAAUUAUUCCUUGGGGAUCGCAUCGGUGAACCCCGAAUUGCAUGGGACUGGAUCGAGCAGACUGCUCGAGUGUUGGAGGAUCUUAACGUACCCAUUGGCAACUAUCCUCGACUGGCGUCUCAGCUGCUUCGCAAGGAAGCCUACGAGUGCGAAGAAAGACGUAAAGAAUUUGUCGAAAUGCAACAGGGAGACAUGACACUCCCCGAGUAUCGUCAGAAGUUUACCAGUCUUGCUAAGUUUGCACCAACCUUGGUGAGUACCCCAACCGAUCGCAUCGAGGAGUUCAGGAAGAAACUUCGACCUGACCUCAGGUCGCGUGUGUCCGUCCUAACCACCGUGGAUUUCGCGGAGGCCUAUGAUCUCAUAGCCAGGGCAGACAGCGACUUGAGUGCUUGCAUUGAGUAUCUGAAGACAAAUAAUUUUAAGGGCCUGGUUAGAAAUAUUGCCUUAGACUAGGGAUAGCUAAGAGCUUGUAUAAAAAUGAUUUGGCCUUAGAUUAAGAAUAAUUUAUGAGCACUGAUGAAAUAUUGAAUAUUGAAUAUAUCAUGAAAUGACUUAAAAUAAAAUAUUGUGAAUAUCAUGAAUAAUGUAUGCUUGAAAUAUGUAUUGUGUGCAUGAUAUCAAAUGGUUAAUUAUGAAUUGAGAUUCAAUUUAUAUGGAUGUUCGAUGCAUUAGAUAUGCUUACUCAGCUUCACCGCUGAGCGUGUAGUGUGUUUUAUUUGCUACACGCAGGUAGGCAAAAUGAAUGAUUGGCUGAUUC
Messenger RNA from Cuscuta campestris, 1041 nucleotides. NCBI's taxonomy places the organism in Eukaryota, Viridiplantae, Streptophyta, Magnoliopsida, Solanales, Convolvulaceae. The record is from the annotation of a GenBank genome assembly.